Messenger RNA from Protopolystoma xenopodis, 687 nucleotides. NCBI's taxonomy places the organism in Eukaryota, Metazoa, Platyhelminthes, Monogenea, Polystomatidea, Polystomatidae. The record is from the annotation of a GenBank genome assembly.
AUGAGUUCUAUUCUCGAAAAACACUGGACUGAUAUAUUUCUCUUCACAUUAGUGGAAGUUGUCGCGGGUGAUCAAUCAGGAAAAACCCAGAUGAGCCAAAGUGAUAUACUGAGACCAUUGGGAGGCCGAGGUAAUGUGCAAAAGCAAAAGAGCAAAGAUCUGUUAAGUAGUCUUUUCAUCGAAGAGGCUAAACAUGAUUCACAUGUAGCUAAAGUCUUGGUUAAACUCGUUGGCCUUCUUGACUUGGAGGCGAAAACUCUGACGGAAAUCAAAGUUAAAUUGCUUCUUCAUGCAAAUAACAGACUUCGCAUCCUAUCGAAGCAACGACUCGGAUGCUGGCCACAAGACUGUAUCACCAGUUGUCAGGCUGCACCGCACCUCUUGACUACAACUAGCCUUGACGAAGUGGACCUUGGAUACAAGGAUCAAGCCUUACUUUCGGAACAGCAAGUCCACAAAAUCUUCUUCACCCCCAUUGUUGGAUCAGACCCUCAAAAGUUAUUUAGUGUGGUGAAGAAGAUAUUCGCGGAACUCUCAGCAACUGCAUGCGUACAAGCCACAUCAUUUUGGCUUGACUUGAUUGAAGGAGUUUCAACUAAGGUGUUCGAGCCCAAUCGGACUGCUGAAAAAAAUCAUUCAGCUUGGGAAAAAGACUAUCCGAACUUUUGCCCACGUCUACACGUGUAG